GCUCAGCAAACAGGUGUGGGGACAUACAAAUGCACAGACAGACUCUGGGCUCAUUGUUCAAACGGGAUACACCUAUUUUCCGAGGUAGCUUCUCGUCCGCGUGCAUAUCUUAAUAUCUCUCACUCAAGGGGGAAAUUAGAAAUUAGAACCGUAACGGAUUUGGAAAUCGUUAAUUUUGACGCCCACUCUUUCGAUUUGAAGGAGCUGGGAGUAGGUUUUUUUCCGAAAAAGAGAGAAGGAGACAGAGGCAGACAUGUCAACGAAGAAGCAGAACGUGGAUUUAUCAAAAAGGAGCACCGAGCUGUCCGAAGGGGAAACGUUUGGUGAAUUUCAGGACUGGUGUCUCCGUACUUACGGAGACUCGGGUAAAACCAAGACUGUCACCCGGCGUAAAUACAAUAAAAUUCUUCAGACGCUCUUACAAAGUGAGGACGCGGAUGCCUACAUGGACAGUAACCACAUCAACGCCAAAUUUAAGUUCUGGGUGAAAUCCAAAGGUUUCCAAGUCGGAAACUGUAACGGACAACAAGAUAAGAACGGAACGUCGGACAGACCUGUUCUCUACGUCCCCAUCAAGGCAGCGCAGUGUGUGGAUGGCACCUCUGGGCAGGACGGCUCCUUUCUGAAGAGAGUGGCCGUGGUGGAGGACUUCUAUGACAUCAUCUACGCCAUGCAUGUAGAGAUCAGCACUGACCCAGCCAAAGCCCCCAAGCAUGCUGGCCAGAAGAAAACCUAUAAAGCGAUAGCGGAGACGUAUGCGUUUCUGCCCAGAGAGGCAGUGACCCGAUUCCUGAUGAGCUGCGGCGAGUGCCAGAAGAGAAUGCAUGUCAGCUGGAGUGGGACGGACAGCAGGGAGAGCGAGCGGCCGGCCUCCCUGGUCCCUGCCCUCAUCGACUACAACAUGCCGCUGACCACCACCUACCUGAAACAGAUGAAGCUACGGUGCCUGACCAACGGCGACCAGGAUGAGAGUUCGGUGAGCAGCGAGGAGUUUGAUAUGAGUGACCCCACAUGGAUUUCAGCUGAGCAUCACAACGCACAGUCUGAUCUGAACCCUCCAAUCAGCACAGAGAGAAUGCACAGCCCCCAAAACACCCAUAAGGAGGAGGACGAUGACUCAUCCUCGGAAAGUGGGAGUGGCAACGGAGCCCACAGCAUGACUCCGCCGUCUAUGGGCGUGGUUGCUAUAAGUGACAGUGCAGGGACUGGACCGGGGACGGGGCCGUACAGUCAGGUAAACGGGAACGGGACAGGCGUGCCACUAGACUUCAGCACAACCUCCUCCUCAUCCUCAGAGGAGCGGCAGCCGAUGCACCUGAGAGAGCGACAGGGCCAGGCGCCGCCCACAGCCUCCACCAUGCUAGGCACCUUUAACCCGGAGCACUCGGAGGAGCUGCGCAGGAAGUACCCCAGAGCCCCGCUGGCCUCAGAGCUCCGCCUCGAACGAGACAUCAGGGAGUACGCUAACAAGUCUCCUCAAUAUGGUGCAGGGACCUAUGACUCCAUAAAAAUGGAGAUGUGUGCAGAGGACCUAACGGUCAGUCGUUCUCAGGCUGCCGACGACGACGACGACGAUCAUGACGACCACGACGACAGUGACAAGAUCAAUGACACAGAGGGAGUGGAUCCCGAGAGGCUGAAGGCCUUUAAUAUGUUUGUGCGCCUGUUUGUUGAUGAGAACCUGGACCGCAUGGUCCCCAUCUCCAAGCAGCCGAAAGAGAAGAUCCAGGCCAUCAUCGAGUCGUGCAGCCGUCAGUUCCCAGAGUUCCAGGAGCGCGCACGCAAACGCAUACGCACCUACCUCAAAUCCUGCCGCCGGAUGAAGAAAAAUGGCAUGGAGACUCGGCCCACGCCGCCCCACCUGACCUCAGCCAUGGCGGAGAACAUUCUGGCGGCCGCCUGCGAGAGCGAAACGCGGAACGCUGCCAAGAGGAUGCGCAUGGACGUUUACCAAACACACGAGGAUCAGAUCGCCCUGGACAAGGCAGCGUCACGUGAGCCUGUACCCCUGCCCCCCUCCGCGUACCCUCUGGCCGCGUCAGCCUACUCCCAGGAUCAGUUGUACAUCAACGGCGGGCUCAGCUACACCUACCGCGCGUACAGUGGCCUGGGGGGUGGUGUUCAGCACCCUAUCCCCCUCACUACCAACACCGCCCAGAGCAAUGGGCCUACCGAUCUCAGUAUGAAGUCUCUGACUUCAAACUCCUCGACGUCAAGCACCAGUAGUCUUGGGCGGAGCGGAGGAGGAGGAGGAGGAGGGGCCUCGGCUCAGCUUAGCCAUACAGAAGUGGCGGCCGUGCGUCAGCUGAUCGCCGGGUACCGCGAGUCGGCGGCCUUCCUGCUCCGCUCAGCAGACGAGCUGGAGAACCUCAUACUACAACAGAACUGAACUGCACACUCUCCCUCUCCUCUCAUUCCGUCUCUCUCUCUUUCUCUCUCUGUCUCUCUCCCUUUAUCUUUCUGCCUCUCUCACCCAAUCAGCCAAUGUCCUUAUUUGUUAACCCUGUCACCCCUAAAGUCGUCGUCACUCAUCUUCCUCGUCCUCAGAGGCCUGUGGACCUCGGGAGAGACAUCGGGAGAUAUCAGGAGAAAGAUAUUGAUCGGCCCGCCGUCGCCCUGUCACUUUCAGAUAGCCUUGCUGGGAAGAACGGAAGCCAGAAAAGCGUAGAGAAGAGAAGGAUAGGAGAGCAGAGAAAGUCAGGGAGGGGCUGAGGUGCACCUGAGAGGCAGCGAGCACCCUGUCUCUCUGCACCCUGUCCCUCUGCACCGUCCAGCUGUGCUGUCCCUGUCCACGCUCUCGCUCGCCCUGUGAACCGUGCACUUCUCCACCCUCCCAUGCACCCCUGGGCUUACUAACUAAAACACUUUCUUUAAUCACCUAUUCUUUCCUUUCCCUGCUUUUGAGAGCCGUCGGCUGGUUUUCCUUUGUUCUUAACCUACCUAAACGGAUGCGCUAUGCUACGCCUGUAACCCGGUUUAGCAUUAACUAAACGAAGACACUGUCGCGUCGAGGCUAAGGAAUAACCCCGAAAAAGGGAAAACGGAAUGAAACGAAACAAAAUAGACCUUUGCAUUCGCUGUAAAUAAAUGCUCUGUGUUCUGAAGCACUUUUUUCCCCACUCGCUCUGACCUCUCCUCCCUAACGACUUUUUUGCUGUGGGGAGAAAAUUGUGUAACUUAUGCAUAUGAAUACAGGUGUUGCUCACCUGGAAAUACCUCAGCCUGUGUCACCCGCCCCUCUGUGUCCCAGCCCUCGAUCUCGUGUCUGGGGGAGUAGAAGCACUCCUUCUCCACUACCUUAUGUGUCCACUGCCUCUCCAAGACCUGAAAGGGGCAGUGCACACAGGGAGUGAGAGUUGUUUGUUUCUGUACUUAUUUAAUUGAAAGUUUUUGUUUUGUUUUUGCUUCUUUAAUGUGAUGUACAUAUUCAAAUCCAUCUGAAAGUAUUAAUUACAGAAAUACACUGGAAUUAAACUGGAACUGAAGGAUUAGACAUAAUGAAGUGUUUAGAUGAGGUAAAGAUCUCUGCUUUCAUGAUGAUAGGUCUUUUUUGGGCCUCCUCACUUGCCGUAGCCCUUCUCAAGGCAUUUCAUCUUUGGACGCCAACUCUCCACUUCCGUCCUACGGGUCACCCUUUCAGUCUUUCUUGUUUUUAAUGCCCUUCUGUCUCAACUUCUCCUCCACCCAUCUCCUCUCUUCUGCGCUCAGCAGUGGAGGGAGGGAUAGAGAGGGAUGGAGGGAGGAUCUGUUAGUCGUUUUAUCUGUUGUCUCUUCUUAAAGGCCAUUAAUCCUCUCUGCUGCUAAGGACUUGGACUUUACGCCACAGACCUGAAACCUCAAGCCUCCUACACAACCAGAGCACCUCAAGAUGAAAAAAAAACAAAAAAAACAACCAACGAAAACGCAAAAAAAAAAAGAAAGAAAAAAAUCAAGAACCCGAACUGGACAACGGAUGUGUACUGAGAGAAAAAAUACUGCCAUCCCGGUUUCUCGCCGAUUUUGCAUCUCGUUGGUCACGUCUGUUUAUCUCUGAGGGCUGUGUUUGCUUUUUGCGCUCACAUUUUCUACCUUUUGGUUUAUCAUCACGUUCAAGUGCUUCAGUGUGUGCGUGGCUCCACAGAUCAGUAGGGAUCCACUUCCCUAUCUAACAGCACAGGAGCUUUCCACUCACCUGUGCACGCACAUCCUGGAGGGGAGGGGGGGUGCUCCCAUGCCACCCGCGCAGCCUCUGGAGAACUGAAUCUUUGGAGGGAGAGAACCGAGCUUGCGAGCGGUUGUAGUUAGCGAGGCAGGCCUGCGCGGGGGGGCUGACCGACUAGUGUCACUGUAACUUGCUCCUCUUUGCACACUGAGGCAGUGCUGGCCACGAUACCGUGGAGCUCCGUGUCCAUGCUCGAGGCUCGCACUGCCAGUGAGGGACGAGGAAGAGUAUCGCAAUGCAAAAGAUAAUCAGAAGCAUUCCUGGUCUUGAUGGAGAGAGACAGAUGCGGUGAGGCUACCAGGACUGAACGCGGGGCAUCACGGCGCUUCACCCAAGCAGCGGCUUACUGCUAAGGGGAGUCUUUCGGAAUGUCAGUGCGCUGUCUGUCUUGAAGGAAAGUGUGUGUAGGUGCAGGAGUAGAAAUAGCACCCCCUGGUGGUAGUCAAGGACAGUGACGUUCUAAAGGCAGUGAAACACAAAAUAAAUCUUCACUUGACUAUGUACAGCAUCUAUACUGAAGUUAACACUUCACUAGCCAUACACCACGCACUGUGCAUCUCUAUACUGAGGUCUUCCUCAUUGCCGAAAUGCAGUAUGUGUUUAGCCACUGAAUUGUCACUCUAUACAUAUUGUAUAUAGUUGAGUGAGGUUUGUUUUGCCUUGUUUUCUGAGGGUGAGACAACACGGUGGUGUUGUCACAGCACAUCCAAUUGUGUGCAGUUUUAACCCCCUACGGUGAAUCCAGACAACGACAUGAAGCGUGUAUUGUCCUUUUCUGUGUGGUCUUGUUAGGUCUGCACAUUUGAGCUCUCUCGGUGAAUUACUGGCUGAACAGAAACAUUGUUGGUAGUGACAGUAACAAGGAUGAAGAAAUAUGCAAAAUGACCAGUCCUCUCCUCACUGUGCUCUCUGAUUAUGGCUGCUGGGUUUGCUUUAAGUCCCGUUCUCACUCUAGCGGCUCUAUCCCUCUCGCUCUAAUCUUGACAUCUCGCUUUCUUUUCACCAUCACAUGCUAACAUUUCACGAAGGCACCGUUUAAAUCAUUCACUUUCGAAGAAAAAAAAAGACUAGCACUCGAGAAACAACAACAGUAUUGUCAUUUACCGUCUUUAAUUGUUCACUGGCUUCUUCUCAAAUGAAAGGACAUGGUGCUUUGUGUUCCAAUGGCACCAUUGCUAGUAUUUUGUAAGAAUACUUCCCACAACGGACCAUUUGUCAAUCAUUUUUGCUCCUCCCCGCCGAAAUCCCCUCUCGGUACUUGUCCCGUCAGCAGUAGAGGUUGACAGACGAAGGGCAGGCGUGAGGGGCCAGGUCUUGCCCUCCACCCAGCCUUUGUUCUCUCCCUGCUCUGGCUCCGAGCGAUGGAGGGAGGCCUUCUGCUGCUUGUCACACCGUCUCACAACCGCUGCUGUACACUAACCUCACAUGCCACUGAGCUCUGCUACGCUCGCAUGAAGUCUGAGAUCGACAGUUAAGCAUUUGUAAUAUAGGCAAGGAACUGCUGACGUUAUAUGCGUUAUUUGAGGUUGUGAGAUUCUUAAAGGGGGGGGGGGGGGUAAGCUCUUGCUGAAAACUUUUGAACCCCUUCUUUGCUCCUCUGGGGACGGCUCUCUCCAGCUCCCUUACGGACAGCCACUUUACGGAUACAAACUGUAAAACAAGGCAGACGACAAUCUUGGAAAAGGUGUAAUUAAUUCUCCAUUUGGUUCCCCUUCUCUGUGUUCUCCGUGUGCAGCUAUUGUUUACAGUGCGUAUGGGAGAGUGUGGGGUAUUUUAGCCAUAAUCGGAGCAUCUCUCUGACGUUUCACAUGUCUGGCCCUUCUCACUACCUGCGGAGGACUCCUGGUGGCCCACUGUCAACACCUUUUUAUCUGAUUUAUAUUUUUAUUAUAAUUAUCACUAUUACAGUUAUUAUUUUUUAAUUCUUUUUGUAUUACGAGUGGUCUUUUCAGAACUAUUUUGUACAACACCAACAUCACAAGUGAAGUUAUCCUGUAUGCCUAUACAUUCCAAGGAAGGAUGUCAGUAUGUGAAGCAGUCAACCGGACCAAAGUCACCAACCGCUACAGGUAUAUAUAAAGGACAGCCUGCUUAAGUCACCUUUACAGCUCAACGCCCUAAUCAGGAAUCACUGAAACUAGAGAGUUUCAAACAACACCACCACCACCCUCAACAUCACUACAAUCCUACACCCAAUAAAUAUAUAUGUACAAAUUUUGAGCUACAACUGGGGGAGUUGGGGGGGACUGUUUUUGAUAUUUCUGAUAAAGGCUUUAGUAACGUAAAACCCUACAAAAGCAAAGUGCAUUUACUUUAGCAUUAGUGAUAUAUUGCCAACAAAGUGUUUUUUCAAACUACAUGGUUACUACAUGGUAAUUAUGCCAUGUUAAUCUCCUUGUAAAUAAUACUAGAGCGCCACCAUUAUAACUCCUAUUGUUCAUAUUCUAUCCAGUAAUUCCUGCGAUGCUUUGUUUGAGAGGGAAAGUAUAUGCACUUUGCCUUUGAGAAGCUAAACAUUUUGUCAUUAGUACUCAUACCAUUUAUUUAAGUUCUAGACGUCCAUUGUGGGUAUACAUGCAAAAAGACCCUAACCUGUGCAUAUGUAAAGGUAGUGAUGGACUCGUCAGAGUGGGCAGUCAGGGACGCAAGGGUGUGUUUGUAAUAACUGGAAAAUUACCACACACCGCCAGAUCUUAUCGCAGUGCGGGCUGUCUUCUUGUCAAGUGACCUCUUAAAGGAACAAUGUCUUGUCAUGUACAGUGUCCGCUCACACACACACACACACACACACACACGCACACACAUUAUUUUCUUUUGGUUCAGACUGUGUAUUCAGGUGUGACUCUGGUUACGGUAGCUGCUAAACUACACACACUUAAAAAUGGUCUGUUUUGGCCAGAUGUAUAGCUCAGCAAAAAUGUAAGGAGAAAAAAAAUGACAUUUUUUAUUUUUCUACCACAAUGUUGUAUAGCUACAGUGAAAACAUCCGGUGUCCCUCCGUAGUCUGUCCUACAGAAUUCAGCGGUGCUUCAGAGCCCUUUGUUUUAACUUGGUUUGUUUUUCCUGCUUUACUGUAUCAGAAGCUACUGAAUUCAGCUCUGCGUUAGAUAUGUACCUUAUACCAUUGGGAAACACUCUCUCUUUCCUCUUCAUUUUGGACUCAGUGGAAGUGUGAUGUUUACAUGUACAGAUUUUUGAAAUUCACUUUUUUCACCCUUGUUUUCUCAUGGUUUUGUUUGAUUGAAGGCAGUUGUUUCUGUUUGGCCUGUUCCUGUUCCCAUCCAUUCGCUUAAUUUAAUUGGAUUCCUUGUUUAUUAAGGGGAAAUGGGACUGUCUGAAUAUGGUUCACAUUAACUUCAACAGUGCUUAUCUAGGAGAUUCCUGUCCUUGCCUCGAGACGACCUUUAUCCCUCUCAAACUGCUGACAGCAGAAAGACAAAAUGAAGGCUCAUAGUAAAACGAUCCUCUGUCCCAACUACCUGCCAGUACAUGGCAGGCUGUUCCUUUGUGAUUAAAAGCCAUUUACAUGCCCUUCACUGGGCCGAUGUCAAGUAUUAAAUUACAACGACAGACUAAAAACCUCAGGUAAAUGACUACUAUUUAUGUAAUUAUAUGACUUACUGGCAGCCCAUUUCCCUCUUUAAUACCCCAUAAAUUAUAUUAAAUAAUUAUUCUUUUUUAUAUUUAUUGUGUUCGAUAUAACAGUGGAUAAUUUUCCCAGUACAUGUGGCUAAAUAUUUUAAUUCUUUAGAAAAGUGUUGACAAAUAUAUAUGUGAAGAAAAUGAACGAUUAAAAAAGGACAAAAAAAUCUCUUUCUGUUUGUUUAAUGCGAAACAGCAUGGGCGGCUGCUAACAUAUCACUUUGAUUAAUGAAAACCAAGGAUUUGAAAUGAUGCUUUCUCCAGUGGGAUGUUACUGCUGAGGUAAAAUGUCUUCAGACAUGACAUUGUUUUUUUGUUUGGUUUUUUUUGUUGUUUUUUUUUCCUCCCAAGCUGUACGUCACAAAGCUAAAUAUGCUAAUAAAAUCGUGUGCUAUAUAUCAAAUGGA
Electrophorus electricus (electric eel) is the source of this 8250-nucleotide messenger RNA. It is a transcript of the gene nol4lb, whose product is annotated as nucleolar protein 4-like b. NCBI's taxonomy places the organism in Eukaryota, Metazoa, Chordata, Actinopteri, Gymnotiformes, Gymnotidae. The record is from RefSeq and is a predicted model, not a curated record.